Molecule: messenger RNA, 804 nt
Organism: Candidozyma pseudohaemuli
Lineage: Eukaryota; Fungi; Ascomycota; Pichiomycetes; Serinales; Metschnikowiaceae
Exons: 1
Coding region: 1-804 (267 amino acids)
Source: RefSeq, a predicted model, not a curated record
AUGUACCCCGACCCGCUCAAGGUGGUUUCCCGCAAAAUCACAGACAGCAUCGUGCUCAGCUCGAGCGGCUUCCGCCGGUUCGGCAAAAUCAACUUUGGUGCUCGCAUGGCCUUGUUCAACUACAACGGCUCCAUCGUGGUGUGGCUGGCGAUGCCGUACGGCGACGGCGUGAAAAAGGCAUUGGAGCUUUCGGCAGGUGGAAAAGAACCCCAGGUUUCGUACGUCAUCGUUCCCGACAAGGAACACACAAUGGCUGCAAAAUCGUUCAAGCAGCAGUUUCCAGCGUUGAAGAUCAUCGCCAUGGAGGGUGUGGAUUUGGGGCUGGAGGCGCCCAUUGACCAUGUGAUUACGGCCGACGUCAAGGGCAAGAUUCUCGAUAAACUGGCGCUCGAGCUGAUUGGCAUCACGGACCCUGUGAUUGUGGAUAAUUUCGAGUUUGUCUACCUCCCCAGCCACGCCAACAAGGAGCUUGUCAUGUACGACAAGAACCUGAAGAGUCUUUUCCAGGCGGACUUGCUUUUCAAUUUGCGUGGCGACGAGGAGAACGAGCAGUUUUCCAAAGAGGUGGGCCACGAAGGCAGCGUUUUCAACGGCUUCUCGUAUCCGGCAAAGUACAUGAAUCCCGACAGCAAAGUGGGCCGAUUCUUCAUGAACAAGGCCGCCGGCUCGUCCAGCGGCGCCGAGGGGCUCAGAAAUAUUUAUAGCUGGGAUUUCGACAGGUUGGUGAUGUGCCAUGGGGCUGUUUUCGAGACCGGCGGCAAGGAGGCGUUCCGGAAGGUGUUUGGGGGCGUUUUGGGCAAGUAG